GUGGGGUAAUCAGGCCCCUGGAGGGUCCAGAGUGCUGGGAAGAAUGGUCUAUCGAUCCGGUGCAGGGGAGAUGGAGAGACGGUCGUCGAGACCAAGGCUGCUGCCGCUGCUGCCGCUGCUGCCGCUGCUGCUGCUGCCGGAGUGAGAGGGAGAGAGCGACAAGACCUCUCGACUCUGCCUCCGCCGUUGGAGCACAACGACGGCGUUCGCUCGCUUGCUCGCUCGCUCGCCGGGGCGAGCAAUUGCUGCUGCUGCUGCUGCCCGCCGCCGCCGCCGCUGGCCGCGACCUGGGGCUCCGUGUCUCUAUUCCCUGCCGCACGUGGACUAGCCAAACUUCGCCACCGCGAUGUCUUCUAUCAUCAACAGCGCCAUUCGUUGUACACUGGUAAACUGCAGCUGCGAGUGCUUCCAGCCGGGCAAGAUUCACAUCAGAACGUGCGACCAGUGCAAGCAUGGCUGGGUGGCCCACGCGCUGGACAAGUUGAGCACGCAGCACCUCUACCACCCGACGCAGGUGGAGAUCGUGCAGUCCAACGUGGUGUUCGACAUCAGCAGCCUCAUGCUGUACGGCACGCAGGCCGUGCCCAUACGCCUCAAGAUCCUCCUCGACCGUCUCUUCAGCGUGCUCAAGCAGGAGGAGGUGCUGCAGAUCCUGCACGGCCUGGACUGGACACUGCGUGAUUACGUCCGGGGAUACAUACUCCAGGAUGUGAGUGGGAAGGUGCUCGACCGCUGGACAAUCAUGAGCAGAGAGGAGGAGAUCAUCACCCUGCAGCAGUUCCUGAGGUUUGGCGAGACCAAGUCGAUCGUGGAGCUGAUGGCCAUCCAGGAGAAGGAGCUCCUGGCCGUACCGGUGCAGAGCAGCAAGGCGGACUCGGACAUCCGCUCGUUCAUCGAGGGCAGCAGUCGCUCCCGCAGCCCUGGCAUGACGCCGCACCUGGAGAGCCCCGGUGCACCCGGUUCCACCAACAGCGUCCACCACUUCGAGAACAUCCCCAACAGCCUGGCCUUCCUGCUCCCAUUCCAGUUCAUCAAUCCUGUGGCCGCCCCGCUCAUCGGCCUCCCGCCCAACGGCCUCCUGCUGGACCAGGCCGCGCUGAGGCUGCGCGAGCCCCCCAUGCCACUGCCCGAGAGGCACACGGAGAGCGGCCAGGCCGAGGGCAGCAGGGUGUCGGUGCUGCGCGCUGAGCAGAACUCUGGACACAGAGGCGACCAGGCGUCGCUGAUCAGAGCCGAGCAGGCGACAGCGCUCAGACCCGAGCAGGUGUCCGUUCUCAGGCCCGACCAGGCGUCCGUACUCAGGGGGAUAGAGCCACCCGGCGUCCUCACGAGCGAUCAUUCGUCGGUGCUGAGGGCCGAGCAGCCGUCUGUGCUGAGAGGCGACCACCUGCCCAUCAUCAGAGGGGACCACACACCCAGCCGGAACGCGCUGUCCAGCAUCACGAACGUGGACACAAAGCCUGAAACACCGCCGCGGCUCAUUCCCAUGCAAGCCGCCUCGCAAAUGGGCAACAUCAUUAAGACGGAGACCCCCAAGAGCAUAUUUUUCUCGGCAAAAAUGAGACACUUGCGAAAGAGCAUGGCCCCGUCAAAAAAGGGACGGGUGUUUUGCAACGCGUGCGGCAAAACGUUUUACGACAAGGGCACGCUCAAGAUCCACUACAAUGCCGUCCAUCUCAAGAUAAAGCACAAGUGCACCAUCGAAGGUUGCAACAUGGUCUUCAGCUCCCUGAGAAGCCGCAACCGGCACAGCGCGAACCCCAACCCGCGGCUGCACAUGCCGAUGCUCCGGAACAACCGCGACCGCGACCUCAUCCGGAGCGUGAGCAACCCUUCGACGCCGCCCUCGAUGGGGACUCCCAAGUCUGAGUCCAGCUUUUCUACCCCCAAUCGCCUCUCCCUGACCUUUCCGAGCGGAGGCCUCGAUGCCGGCAUGCACGGCCCUCUCGUCUUCCCCACCAUUAAAACGGUGCAGCCCGUGCCGCCUUUCUUCCGGAGCCUCAUCACACCGGGCGAACUGGCCAACACCCCGUGUCACAUCCCCUCCUCCAUCUCCGUGUCGUCUUCCAUCCCCGAGCAGCCAUCUCCUCGGGAGCUUCCGAUGGAGCCCGUCUCGAAGAAGAAGCCUCGAAAGUCGAGCAUGCCCGUGAAGAUAGAAAAGGAUGCCAUGGAGAUCUCCGACGAAGAGUUUGACAUCGAAGACGACGAGAGUGACGAAAACAGGUCGGUCAGCAGCGACGUGAACAGCGCCAAAACGGACGACGACAACAACAAGAGCGAGGACGAGCGUUACGGGGACAUGCGCGAGGCGGCGGACGCGAAGUACGGGGACGACGCGGACGCUCGCGCCGAAACGAACGGCGUGGAGAGGGGAAACGGCCUGGCGCACGACAACAACAACAGGAGCAGCGCGGAGCUCGCGAGAGACAUCUUCCCAGAGCUCUCGGACCGAGACGUGGGCAACGCCAGGGAAGAAUGCGAGGACGACAGCUCGCAGGAGGACCGCAUGGACGAGGAGAGCCAUGACGAGGGCAGCCAGAGCGACGACGAGGGGAGGCAGUCCCUGCAGUCGGAGCCGGCGUUCGUCAAGGAGGAGCACCCGGACUGUAGCUACGAACCGUACUACGCCUUCGGGCCGUACGGCUUCUUCAACAGCAGCUUCGUAGCGGCAGCCAUGCGCAGAGAUCUGAGCUGCCCCCCGUACGAGAAGAACAUGACGGCCUUAGACUACAGCAUGACGGAGAGAUUCUCGGAGGACGGCGAUUGGCUCUCGAGCAAUGACCCCAAAGCGUGCAACGUGUGCAAAAAGAUUUUCAAGAACUCGUACAGCGUAAAACUCCACUACAAGAACGUCCACCUGAAGGAGAUGCACGUCUGCUCUGUGGAGGGCUGCAAUGCUGCCUUUCCUUCUCGACGCAGCAGGGACAGACACAGUGCCAACAUAAACCUGCAUCGCAAGCUGCUGACCAAAGGCCUGGACGACAUGUGUCUGGAGUCCAUGGUCAGCCCCGCGCUCACGAGAGACCUCAGGGGACAGGAGCUCCUGGCCAAGCUGUAUGGGAGCCCGCUGUCCACGCCGCCGCUGGAAGGCAGGCCUGACGGCCGUGAAGAAUCUGGCGAAGGCAGCCAGGACUCAGCCGAUGGCAGGGAUGAGCCACCGGCAGCGGCGCACUGCGUCGAGCAGAGCAAUGGUUACAGUAAGCCCCCGACGGAUGACGGGCCUGGCUCGGUGCUGGACCUGAGCACCAAUCAGAGCGUGCGCUCAGGUGGCAGCGUGGGUUCCUCGCCUGGCUCGGACAUCGGCAGCGAGGAGGGGUUGAAUUUAGAUGACAGCGACGAGUACAGCGAAGGCGCAGAGGCCCUGGACAAGGCGUCGCCGCCGAUGGGCGACAGGCUGACAAAAGGGGGUUUGGACAAUGGCGUAGCCAAUAGUGAGGGCGGCCUAACCCCGAGCAGGCCCCUGUCAGGAGGUCCCAUCAGCUGUAGCAUCUGCCACAAGUUGUACAGCAACAAGGGAACCUUGCGGGUGCACUACAAAACGGUUCACCUGCGCGAGAUGCACCGCUGCAAGGUGCCCGGCUGCAACAUGAUGUUCUCAUCCGUCCGGAGCAGGAACCGCCAUAGCCAGAAUCCAAACCUGCACAGAAACUUACCUCUGAGUAUGGCCGAUUAAAAGCAAGGACAGACAUUUCUAGCGACAUCGCUUUAACCAUUCCAAAAAUACACAGCCUUGCAACCUCAUUGCGUUUUUUUUUACCGGACUCAAGACUCGUUUAAAAAAAACAUUUCAUUGGCACCAGCUGUAACUUGUUUAUGUCUCUGUCGAAGGGACUGAUGUGGCGGCUUGCAUAUGUGAUCCACAUGUGGCUUCCUGUCACCCUGACCCCGCCACACAAGGUCACAGCAUCGGGUCAUUAACAGGGAACAAAAGCCACCAGCUGUCUACUGAUGUUCCAACUUCUUCGCGCAAGCACACUCACAACCACAUUCACAACGUCCCGUCAACCCCAAGUCAAAAAACCAGACACUUCCUCCACGCAGCACCACUUAAUGCACACGUCUUGACUCCAUUCCGAAAAGGCUAUCCGUAAUGUGUUGGUACAGGGACAUUGAACUGAUAUGAAAAGUUUACAGAUGUUCACGCAAAUCUGUUGUGAGUAAUUUUUUAACCGUGCUUUCUGUAAAUACAAUUUUUAAAAAUAAGCCUGUUGCAGACGCACAGGGGAGUGAGCCAGACAUCAGUCAGCAUGCAUAGCAGUGAAACUGCUAGCACUGCACAUUUGGGCACCACAUGUCUACUUGAAAACUAUAGAAUCCAUAAAUACACAGGAGUGGCCAAAGAGAAAAAUAAGAACUUAAGUUUCACUAUUUGAAUUUUCAAUAUUGUUAUUCCCACCAUCAUUGUUAUAUUUGUGGAUAAAUUGUUACAAUAAUCUGUAUGUCUGCUGUUUUGGUACUUUUCGAGACCGUAAAUAUUAAGGCACUUACAAGUACAAUGACCUUACAUUUCGCAAUAUAAGCAGCCGUUGGCUCGGUGACUUGCUGUACAUUUCCCAACAAAACUUCAUGUCAUUGGGACAGAAUACACGGAGUCCUCUCUGAGUGGCUCAACAAAGCAAAUGCAGUUACCGGAAUUCGUCACGACAACUGCCCACACGUGCCAUUCAGUCCAUUGAACGUGUCUUGUUUUUAAUGGGAGAUCAUUCCUACAUCACUUAUAGGCAACUGGCCUUGUGUUAUAUCAUGCCUACACACAGGUCACAUUCUAUCUUGUCCUGAUUACAUGGAAUGCUGUUGAGAUGUAUUCUGCUGUGAAAUAUAAGUUGUGGUGCCAGUAUUUAAUUUUUCUUUUUUACUUAUAAUAUUCUAUAUUACCCCAUUUUUGCACAUUGUGUAUAGAUAAUGUUUUUGCCUACAGCUGAUUGACUCAGCUCAUAACAAAGUGAUUCCUGCCUUUAAAAAUAGCUUAGUUGUAAGAUAACCACCGUACGACAAAUGUGUUGCAAUUUAUUGUACAGCAUCACGCCGUUUGAAAUAGACAGUCACAGUUUAAGGGAUUUCAAAUGAUGAAGAGCAAGGAGGCACAAUUUUAUGAGAUGACCAUGAGUAAUAUCGUUAUGGAAUUCACGUUACCGAAUGUUAAAUGGCUCCAUGUGUUUUCUGAGCGGCAUCGUCCUAAUUGCGUCGGACGCCAGUGACGACUUCCCAAAACCAGGUUUUUAACCGAGGUACAAAACCUGGCAUUUUUAAACAUUAUUGAGAAACGCCCACGUAGCAACGAGUAAAAACGUAGCUUCGGUUACUUUUGACGAGGCCGUAAUACUCCCUUUGUAACGAACCAACGUGUGGUUUGUGCAGUGCUUCCCUGGGGGUCUUCACAGGUAUGUCUUCUCGUCUUCGUCAAUACGGCAUGUACUUUCAAGGUGGAGGACGAGAGACUGAACUUAAAAAACCACUGGAAUCCUGUAGGCAGAAUUUGUUGUAAUUUUUUUUAGUAAUGGUUAUGGAAAUAAACUACAGAAAUGGUACACCCGAUGAUGGCCUAUUGGCCAAAAAAUGUUUACCGGCUGUUUUUCCAAACAGUUAUAUUUUACAUUCAAUUUUUUUAAAUGAAAUAUUUCCACAAAUUAACUCAUGCCAACAAACUUCUUGUGGCUGCAGAUGUCUACGGGAAUGAAGCUGUUUUUUUUUAUAAGAAAAACAUAUUUAAUUUGUUGUUUCAUUAAAUUCACAUUUUCCAAAUUUAAAUGCAUAUAAAUAUAUUUUAUUUCAACUAUUAAAAGUGUUUUAAUUUUUGCAAUUUUUUUAGCUAAAAAUGUUCUAUAAUCUCAUUUUGUAUUCUGUAAAAUAACAGCUUUACUUGUUUAAUGUUUAAGUACAGUUUACUGCAAUGUACAUUAUAUUUAAUUUUAUAGCUUAAAUGCUGUACUACCUAUUGAAAUAGAAAAAAAAAGUUUAUCUUGCAUCUUGUACGGUCUGUUUGUGCAGAAAAAAAGGUACUUGUGACAAGGUACUUGGUCACUUCAGUUGAGCAAUGCAAAAGGGCAAGAAGAGUUAGCACUUUGAAGGCAGCUUAAUGAGGUACCAUCAAACCAAUACGGCGUGGAUCAAAUCAACGGAACAAAGCAAACUUGAUUUUGUCUAUUUCGCUGCAAAUUCCUUUUUCACCUUUGCAUUCCCUUGGGCCAAGUGGGUUUGUUGACGCUCAGUGCAAAUUAAAUUAACAAUUUCCCUUUUGUACAACUCACUCUCUGUUAAAUCCUUCAACCUUCAUACACGUUAAACGCUGCAUCCUACCCCAAUUUUCAUCGUUCAACGAAAAUUUGUAUUUCACUUUUCCAACACGCUGCGUAUACUCCGGCAAUCAACGAGUAUCCACGUCUUCGACUGCGUCGGAAGAAGUUUUCACCGUUUGCAGCCAGUCGGAGGCUCGUAAUGAUCCAGGGCACUCUGGCUGCUAUUCGAGAGCGAGCUUGCUUGCCGCAGGGAGAGAGCGGCACGCUGGGUUCCCAUCCUCCCUCCUCGUUCGGAAGGAUUCACAAAUGUAAAAAUCGUUUAUCGCUCGCAAGCGAGAGUGUGUAAAUGCCCGCGGAAUGUCAACGACGUAACCGGCGAAGGCCACAAACACCGACGUAGGAGUCCUUCGAAGCGCGCAACGUGAGCCAUAUCUGCGAUUUGAAGGUGUGCGGCAGGCGGCGAGCAGUGCGGUGAGACGCGAUCCUAAAAGCACAAAUGGUGUUCUACGAGAUUCUUUGUCCAAGACGAAUGAUUAUGAUUUGUUUUUACUGAUUAAAAAAAAAAUUCUUCACGCAGCUCAUCUGUAAUCUAACAUCGUCAAAUGUAAUUAUACAACAACAACAAAGAACAAAACAUUGUUUAUAAAUGAAAUUGCCAUGACUUGUCAAUUUUUUUUUGUAAUUCUUACAGUGAAACUGUACAGUAGCUAGCUGCAAUUCAAUGAAAUAUUUUUUCAAACGAUACAGUGUAAUGUAUCGCACUUUAGAGCAUGCAAAAUGUCCUAAUAUAUAGCUAAUCUUCCGCUUCAAAAUAUGCCAGUUUACUCGGUUUGGUAUAUGAAUUGCCAUAAAAUGCGCUGUAGAUUUCCCGUGUGGUUACUGUGUAUCCCUGCGUUAAUGUUCAUUUUUGCACUGAACUGCACGCUACCUUGAGGGUUCAUUUAAAGUUCGCUAUGAGGUCCGCAUUGACUUAUCUCGACCAGGUUCUCAAUUCUAGUGCCGACUUUUGCGUACGAUUUUGGGGCUGCAUUUUCAGCCGUCAAGUGGGCGUCCCGGUCGUUUUGUUGUUGUUGAUGGCUGUCUUUAAUAAUUGGCGCACGUGGAAUGGCCCACAGGAUAAUUUCCACCGGCAUUCAGAUAAAUGUGCCACAGGCUGCUUCCUGCACCACAUCAAAUUCGGAAUUAAGUAAGUAAAUCCCCCUGUUUUGUAAUGUUGUUUGGGCAAUGCUUAACAGUGUAUGUGUGUGUGCAAGUAACCAACGUUACCAAUGCUGUGCGCAAUUACCAAAUCAAUCUGGGUGUAGAUAUUGAUAACUCAGGUCCCCCCGUUUGCAAGUCAGAUACACUAUUGUGUCUCAAUGUGUUUUGAUACAGUUAUAAAUAUGGUAUUUAAUGGAAUUACUCCUUAAGCUAACUGAAGAAGACUUAAAUAAAAUGAUCUAAAACUGUCACAUCGAAAACAUUUUCAGAAAAUUCAAAAGCAUUUCGAUUUUAACGAUCUAUAAACUGUACACAAUUUUAAUAGCGUCAAAAGUUUCUCAAUACUUGGUUCAUAAUAAUAAAUUGGAAUAUUCAUAUUAUAUCGGCUAUGACAGUGAAACGUGCCGUGUCUUUUUUAAAGUAAGUUUAAGGAAGCACGCAUGAUGAACAUUUACACUCGUGUCAAUAUAAACUGUUAAUAUGCAGCUGGUGUUUUGUUCGUCUCAACUUUCAGACAAUAAUAUUAGGAUUGAAAACCUGGUUUACACGACUUGAUUCAGUGUUUUGCUAGUUGUAUUCCAUCCCACAUGUGUACUGCAAGUCAUUGUCACGUUCCCCUUUUGUCCUCUUUUUGUAUCGGAGCCCUUGCUAUCUUUGUGUGUUGUAAACAAAGUCUAUCGCUCAGAUUUUGCAUCGGAUAUGAAAAGGUUGAAGAGAUGAGAGUUCUUCAUAUGCACAUCUGAAAAUUGCGUAAUUUGUAUUAAAGCUAUCUUGUACAUUUUAUAAUAAAGAA
Molecule: messenger RNA, 8229 nt
Organism: Lethenteron reissneri (Far Eastern brook lamprey)
Lineage: Eukaryota; Metazoa; Chordata; Hyperoartia; Petromyzontiformes; Petromyzontidae
Product: zinc finger protein basonuclin-2-like
Biological process (GO): regulation of DNA-templated transcription
Cellular component (GO): nucleus
Source: RefSeq, a predicted model, not a curated record